Messenger RNA from Beta vulgaris subsp. vulgaris (sugar beet), 954 nucleotides. RefSeq lists its product as uncharacterized. The transcript is spliced from 3 exons. The coding region runs from base 1 to 954 and encodes 317 amino acids. The record is from RefSeq and is a predicted model, not a curated record. Gene Ontology annotation, molecular function: DNA-binding transcription factor activity, RNA polymerase II-specific. Lineage: Eukaryota; Viridiplantae; Streptophyta; Magnoliopsida; Caryophyllales; Amaranthaceae.
AUGUAUUUUGUGGUUUUCAUGAAUUGUCAGGAUGAUGUCCAUGUAGAAGAGGUUGAUGAAAAUACACCUGAUUAUAGUGAAUUUUUCACCACUACAACUAUAUUUCCCACUCGAAAAGCGUUGCGUGAUUGGGUUACUGAAGUAAGUAGGCUGCAUAAUAUGGUGAUAAUCAUCGCUCGAUCACAAUAUGGUGAAGAGCAAGGCUUGGGGAAUGCAAAAGCUACCCUCACUUGUGAAAGAAGCGGGAGAUAUAGACUGCAUAAGUCUAGAGAACGUGUAGAUGUGGAGAAAUUUACCGGUACAAAAAAAAGAUUGUGUCCUUUUCGACUUCAAGCGAUUGAGUGUGUUGGUGGUGGUUGGAGUGUCUAUGUCAUUAAUGGAAAGCACAAUCAUGAUCUUCCCGAUUUCAAUAAGGGACGUGCGGUUAUUGGCAUGUUAAGUAAAGAUGAGCUCAAUUUGAAGUUGAAAACUGAGGCAAUGUGUGGUAGGUCUAUGAUGCAACAACUAAUGAAGGUGAUUGUUGAUAAUAACUAUCUACAAUGGCAUCGUGAAGAAGUGGGAACAAAUGUGUCAUUGAUUAUACAUAUAAGACAAACAGAUACAAAAUGCCUUUUUUUGGAGAUAGUUGGUAUAGUUCCAACUGGAAAAUUUUUUGCUGUCGCCUUUGCUUGGUUGAGAAACGAAAAGGAAAUAAAUUACCAAUGGGUCAUGGAAUGUGUGAAACAGUUAUUUGAUCCAGAGAAGCUGUUGGGUGUGAUUGUAACUGACAGGGAAUUGGCUCUUAUCAACGCGGUUAGACAAAUAUUUCCUAACUCGGCUCAUCUUUUAUGUACAAGACAUAUUGGGAAAAAUGUGGACAACUAUGUGGGCAAGUUGACUAAAAAUGAAGAUAUUGUCAAAGCAUUUCGUUCUAGAUGGUAUAAGUUAGUGGAUGCACCAAGUGUUGAUCGAUGA